This is a messenger RNA of Sesamum indicum (sesame), 1343 nucleotides long. Its product is annotated as cytochrome c1-2, heme protein, mitochondrial. NCBI's taxonomy places the organism in Eukaryota, Viridiplantae, Streptophyta, Magnoliopsida, Lamiales, Pedaliaceae. Gene Ontology annotation, biological process: mitochondrial electron transport, ubiquinol to cytochrome c. Gene Ontology annotation, molecular function: heme binding; electron transfer activity. Gene Ontology annotation, cellular component: respiratory chain complex III. The record is from RefSeq and is a predicted model, not a curated record.
UCUUUUUGGACGCAGGAAAUUCUCAAUCUUGACAUUUCCGAUUAAAGCUCGUCAGACUGGUCUUCUUCUUCCUUUUAUCGGAUCUCUAAUACUAGCCGCCGAUCAGUUUUGGGUAUUCAGGGUGCUCUGUUAAGAUGCUUGGAGGUAGAGCAAUCCAGCGGCUGCUGACAGCUAGACUCAAGUUGCAAAGCACUGCUUCUCCUUUGUCAUCUAUUAUUUCCAAGACAGAGCAGGAAGGUGUUGAAUCUGCCACCAUGCAAUCCUGGAGAGUAAUAGCCCUGUUUGGAGCAGGUGUCUCAGGGCUGUUAAGUUUUGCAACAAUAGCAUCAUGUGAUGAGGCUGAACAUGGUUUGGGCGUCCCUAGCUAUCCUUGGCCCCACAAGGGCAUUCUGAGUUCAUAUGACCAUGCGUCGAUUCGUCGUGGUCACCAGGUUUAUCAACAAGUCUGUGCUUCCUGCCAUUCCAUGUCCCUUAUUUCAUACCGUGACUUGGUAGGGGUGGCGUAUACAGAGGAGGAAACUAAGGCUAUGGCAGCUGAGAUUGAGGUAGUCGACGGGCCUAAUGAUGAGGGAGAGAUGUUUACUCGUCCUGGAAAGUUGAGCGACCGUUUUCCUCAACCAUAUGCAAAUGAGCAAGCAGCUAGGUUUGCUAAUGGGGGUGCCUAUCCUCCUGAUUUAAGUCUUAUUACCAAAGCUCGUCACGAUGGUCAGAAUUACGUCUUUGCCCUUCUAACUGGAUAUCGGGAUCCACCUGCUGGUGUUUCAAUUCGUGAAGGAUUGCAUUAUAACCCUUACUUCCCUGGUGGAGCUAUAGCCAUGCCUAAAAUGCUAAAUGAUGGUGCUGUCGAGUAUGAAGAUGGUACACCGGCAACAGAAGCUCAGAUGGGGAAAGAUGUGGUCACAUUUUUAUCCUGGGCCGCAGAGCCUGAAAUGGAAGAAAGAAAACUGAUGGGAUUCAAGUGGAUAUUUGUUCUGUCACUGGCACUUCUUCAAGCUGGUUAUUACAGGCGCUUGAAAUGGUCCGUUCUCAAAUCCCGAAAGCUGGUGCUUGAUGUCAUCAACUAGAUUUCUCGACUCCAAUCUUACCUGCCUAGGAGGAUCAUAAAUCAGGGUUUUCUCUAUAUUUCUUCUAUCCAUGUUAAACCAGCUCGAAAUUCUUUUUGUUUUUUUUUUUUUUAAUCUGGAAUGCGGGUGAGACAUAUUCUUUUUCUUUUAUGUUUGGGGAAUAAGGAAUUCACACUAGCAAUUUUUUCCUCGUUGGCCGGUGCUAAUGAGACAUGUCAAGUGAGAAAAUGUAACAUUUCUCGGUGCUUUAUAUACUCCAUUUCGAGUUGUUUAUGAAAA